Messenger RNA from Phanerochaete carnosa HHB-10118-sp, 978 nucleotides. RefSeq lists its product as uncharacterized. The coding region runs from base 1 to 978 and encodes 325 amino acids. Gene Ontology annotation, molecular function: ATP binding; protein kinase activity. Gene Ontology annotation, biological process: protein phosphorylation. The record is from RefSeq and is a predicted model, not a curated record. The transcript has 2 exons. Lineage: Eukaryota; Fungi; Basidiomycota; Agaricomycetes; Polyporales; Phanerochaetaceae.
AUGGCCUCACCCGACACGCAGGUAUACAACACUGUUCCCGACGUUAGCCACUACCCUGAAUGCAGCCCUUUCGAUAUGGAUCCACCACUGUACAACCUCGUCCCAGCGCCUCUGGAUAGCAUGCUGCACGAUACUCCGGAGCUACUCGCAAAUGUUCUCGCAGUCGCAGAAAGAACAAACACGAAUCUGUUUUGCACGAUGUACGGCACAAACCCACUCAAUAUUGCCGACCCGAACUUUUACCUGACGUGGUAUCCGUGGGUUGACUAUUCCGCGCCGCCACCUCUUCCCGAGGUCGCACUAUCAGAGAAUUUCCGCGUUCUCGAGCAGUUAAAUCCUAAAGGCAACUCACCCUUAUUUUUGGUUGAGCUUGAUGACCAGAAGAUGCUGCUUAAAGUGUUUCCUGACCGAGAUGCUCUCCAGGACGAGGAUACCGACGACGACGACGACGACAGCUGGGGCCGCGAUAAAAGCAAGCCAGACCCGAGGGCCCUAUUUCGGCGCGAAUGCGAAGCGUAUGCCCACCUGCUCCAUUUCGGCAUUUGCAAAAGAGGCGUAGUCCCGAAUUGCUACGGGCGAACCACACUUUCAACUGGUCACAUCAGCAAGCUCAUGGCGCUCUCGGUUGUCUCCGACACUGUGCGCGCCUUGCCGAACGAGGAGCUUCCGCCAAAGGGCAUUCUCAUUGAGUAUCUCGCUAACGCGGAACGGCUUUCCCAUCGAAACAUUACGCCCGAGAUAGCGCAGGCCGCGCUGCGAGCCCUGAACGUUGUGCAUACAGGGAACGUUCUCCACGGCGACGUUCACCAACGCAACAUUCUGCUGCUCCCCGACAAACGAGUCGUCUGGAUUGACUUUGACUGCUCGUGUUGCGUGAGUAGCCGCCGCUUGAUGCGUCAGGAUUUCGUGAGGGAGUUGAGAGACGCAUGGUCAUACUUUUAUGAACGACUAGUAAGCUUUGCGAACCUGAAAUAUUGA